Molecule: messenger RNA, 600 nt
Organism: Scaptodrosophila lebanonensis
Lineage: Eukaryota; Metazoa; Arthropoda; Insecta; Diptera; Drosophilidae
Product: cuticle protein 16.5
Exons: 3
Coding region: 1-600 (199 amino acids)
Source: RefSeq, a predicted model, not a curated record
AUGAAACUACUGAUCCUUAGCACUCUGCUGGCCAUCGCCAGUGCCGCACCUGGUUUGCUGGAUUAUGGACUCGGCCACACAGCGCCCGCUAUCAGCUAUGGCCAUGCUGAGCCUGCUAUCACCUACGCAGCUGCUGCUCCAGUGAUCAAGUCCAUUGCCGCACCGGCCAUUAGCUAUGCGCAGCCUACGCUUGUCAAGUCCUAUGCCGCGCCUGCCAUCAGCUACUCCGCUCCCGUGCUCAAGUCCUAUGCUGCUCCUGCCAUCAGCUAUGCCGCACCUGUGCUAAAAUCAUAUGCCGCUCCAGUGGCUGUAGCUGCUCCCGUUGUCAAGGCAGUAGCUCCGGCUACAAGCUAUUCCCAUUUCAGCUCGGUUAUUUCACAUGCUACGCCCAUCGUGAAGUCCUAUGCCGCACCAGCCAUCAGCUACGCAGCGCCUACCGUUCUAAAGUCCUAUGCUGCUCCCUCUAUAAGCUAUGCAUCACCCACCGUCGUCAAGUCCUAUGCUGCUCCAUCCAUCAGCUAUGCUUCUCCAGUUCUCAAAUCAAUUGCCGCGCCUGCGCUCACCUUAGGAGGCUACGAUGACCAUUUAGGUUAUCACUAA